Globicephala melas (long-finned pilot whale) is the source of this 1072-nucleotide messenger RNA. RefSeq names its product eukaryotic translation initiation factor 4E binding protein 2 (gene EIF4EBP2). The record is from RefSeq and is a predicted model, not a curated record. Gene Ontology annotation, biological process: negative regulation of translational initiation. Gene Ontology annotation, cellular component: cytoplasm. Gene Ontology annotation, molecular function: eukaryotic initiation factor 4E binding. Lineage: Eukaryota; Metazoa; Chordata; Mammalia; Artiodactyla; Delphinidae.
GCCUUCGCCCGCUUCCGGUCGUCGUCGUCGUCGCCGCUGCUGCCGCUGCUGCCGCUGCUGCUGCUGCUGCUACUGCUGCUGCUGAGGCUGCUGGCGGAGGCCGGAGGAACGGGCGGCGGCGGCGGCGGCGGCUGAGAGGGCGGCGGCGGGAGCGGAGCGGGACAAGGGAACGAGAGGAAGCGAGCGAGGAGCGAGCGGAGCGCGCCGAGCUCCGCCCGCCCUUCCGCCCGCCGGAGCAGCCGAAGCAGCCCGGGCCCCCAGCCGCCGCCGCCGCCCGCCCGCCCGCCUGCCCACCCGCCGGACAAAGCCCGAGAGCCCGCGUCCAGAGCCAUGUCCUCGUCCGCCGGCAACGGCCACCAGCCCAGCCAGAGCCGCGCCAUCCCCACCCGCACCGUGCCCAUCAGCGACGCCGCGCAGCUACCUCAUGACUAUUGCACCACGCCCGGGGGGACGCUCUUCUCCACCACGCCGGGAGGAACUCGAAUCAUUUAUGAUCGAAAGUUUCUGUUGGAUCGUCGCAACUCUCCCAUGGCUCAGACCCCGCCCUGCCACCUGCCCAAUAUCCCAGGAGUCACCAGCCCCGGCACCUUAAUUGAAGACUCCAAAAUAGAAGUAAACAAUUUGAACAACUUGAACAAUCAUGACAGGAAGCAUGCAGUUGGAGAUGAUGCUCAGUUUGAGAUGGACAUCUGACUGUCCUGCGAGGAUCAGAAGAAAAGCGGCAACACUGAGACAUGUGAAAUCCUGUUGACACAUUUUGGGCAUCUUGCCUGGUGAGGAAGAUGGGCAAAGGCAGUUGGCCACUUCAUGUGUCAGUUCCUCUCAACAUUUACGGAGCACUUUGUCCAUCUGGCCCUGUAUGUGCCAGGAGGUGAUGUGUCCCUUCCCUAAGGAGCUUGGAAGUGAACACGUACAUGCUGGGGCUGGAUGCACCCAAGAAGGCCCUUCUUUAGGUACCAGCCUGGAGGAAGCCCAGACAACAGCUUUCCUGACGAGGGCUGCCUCUGCCUCUCAGGAGCACUUGUUAGAAAUCCAUCAUAUCUGAUGUCUGAAAAUAAACUAGACUCUGCUG